Trypanosoma theileri is the source of this 4194-nucleotide messenger RNA. Its product is annotated as putative protein kinase. The record is from RefSeq and is a predicted model, not a curated record. Gene Ontology annotation, biological process: protein targeting to vacuole; macroautophagy; late endosome to vacuole transport. The transcript has a single exon. Gene Ontology annotation, cellular component: phosphatidylinositol 3-kinase complex, class III, type II; phosphatidylinositol 3-kinase complex, class III, type I; late endosome. The coding region runs from base 1 to 4194 and encodes 1397 amino acids. Gene Ontology annotation, molecular function: protein binding; protein serine/threonine kinase activity; ATP binding. NCBI's taxonomy places the organism in Eukaryota, Euglenozoa, Kinetoplastea, Trypanosomatida, Trypanosomatidae.
AUGGGAAACCAACUGGCAGCAGCAACUGCGGUAAAUGUAACGGAUAUUUCCUCAUCUCUUCAAUUAGUAGCCCCACUAGGCGGUGAACACCGAAAUUACUUUCGUUCUUUCCGUUGUAAAAAAAUUGUCGAUAUGUCUAAUUCCGUAGAGUCUCUUAGUUCACGUCAUCUUUUCUAUUCUAGCAGUAAUCGAUAUGAAAAAGUAUCAUCCUCCUCACAACGUCGUCCAUCCCAGUGGUCUAAUAGUAAUACAGAUGUGGUUGUGAAAGUAUUUGUACGUACACUUGGGGAUAAUAGAGAACGAGAAUUGGUAGAGUUUUGUUAUGAUCAUCUUUUAAGUAUUGAUGCCCGAAUGACACCUCCACACGUUAUUCCAGGUGUAAAUUCCAUUCCUAGUCCACACCAGCAAAGUGAAUUAUUUCCACCUUGUAAUAUUUUAUUUUAUUCCGCUAUGGAAGUUCAUAAUGAUCGUUUUUGUAAAUUAGAAAGACCUUAUAUUGCCUUUACACUUGCAGAGCGAUUGGCUACACGGCCUUACUGGAAUUCUGCAGAAAGACUCUUCGCGGGUUAUCAAUUACUACAGAGUCUCGUACAAUUACAUGAACGGUGGGGAACUGUUCAUGGAGAUUUAAAGAUUGAUAAUGUACUUGUGAAUACAUAUGGUUGGAUCUAUGUAACAGAUCUUUCUCCUUUUAAACCAGCAUUAUUACCUGCAAAUAACCCAGCCUUAUUUGAUUACUAUUAUGAUACGAAUGAAACUCGUAUUUGUUAUUUAGCACCUGAAAAAUUUGUGGAACAGCCAAUUUCACUGACAAUAUCUAAUGUUAAUGCCACUACACAUACUCAAGCGAUGGAUAUUUUUUCAGCUGCAUGUGUAUUAGCCCAUAUCUUUACAGAGGAACCUCUUUUUUCUCUCUCAGAGGUUCUCUCUCUACGAUCUCUACAAACACAAGAAGAACGGGAAUUAUUCGUAAAUAAAAUCUUAACAGAACGUGGUGUUCCCAUUUAUGUAAGCCGUAUGUUACGUAAAAUGCUUUCUACGUGUGCAGAUCAUCGUCCUACCGCACGGCAGUUACUGGAAGAGUUUACACCUGAAGUAUUUCCACCAUACUUUGAGUUUAUUUAUUACGAUAUUCUCCCAGUAUUACUUUCACGACCACCAGAUCAUCAAGUACAACUUCUCUAUUCUCGUCUAGAAGAUAUUUUAGAUGAAGCCGAAAGACGUUGUCAGGAUACUACUACUACUACUAAUAAUAAUAAUAAUAAUAAUAAUAAUAAUAAUAAUAAUAAUAAUAAUAAUAAUAAUGCGAAACAAUCUACUGUAUUACUCUUAUUACCUAUUGUUGUGAAUGCCAGUCUUCAUGCCGUUAUUGCAGAUUCUUAUCUUCGGCUUGUGUGUAUUAUUCAGAAAAUGUUACCUUUUUGUCCAAUAGAAGUACAGAAAGAUACUAUUUUUCCUUAUAUUUUAUAUUAUGUACGAUUAGAAAAAUAUCCAGAUGUGGCUCGUGUAUUAGCACUGCGAACAUUAACUAUGAUUUGUCGUUCUAUUCCCUUUUCCGUAAGUGAUGCUACCAUGUUUGAUGAUCUUAUUCUACCUUGUAUAGAAGAAUUGGUAUCUUCUUUAAACUCUAGAAAUACAGCUUUAAUGGUGGAAUUAGCUCAUCAAUUACCUGAAUUUUUAUUAUUAGCACGAUCAUUUCUUGAACAACGACAGGGACUUGCCUCUGCAAAUGCGUGGGAAUCUCCAUUUGGAAGACAAUUAAAUGAUCUCCUUGAUCGGGGUUGGGAUAUAUUACGAUCACUUUAUAAACAUACACAUACAAAAGUUGUAGUGGCACUUCUUAAACGAACGGUGGAUGUGGUAACUUUCCUUGGUGAUGAACGAACACAGGAUGAUCUUAUUCCUUUUCUCACAACAGCUAUUUCUUCUACCAUAGAUGUUCAACGAGAAUUAUUUCCACAAGCUAUUAACUGUCAUUUAUGCUUACAAACACCUAAAUUAAAAACAUUACGUCUCUUUAUAGAUGAAGGAUUACGGCAAACUGAUAUUACAUGUUUAAAGAGAACUAUAGAUAGUAUUACAGCUAUUGUAAAUAAAAAUUCUCUACCUGUUUGGGAUAUUAUGCCAUUAGUACAUCAAGCUAUACCACAAAUUCUUAGUCCUAAUAAAUGGGUAAGUAGUGCGGUAUUUUCUUUAAUUGAAAAUGUUGUUCGUAUGCAUCGUUUAGGUGAUGUUUGGAUGUAUCUUGAAUGUGUACUUCGUCCAAUGCUGCGAUAUCAAGUCCCACUUGCAUAUAUUGCCGCAUUUCCUACUGCUGUGCGAUCUGAGUUAUCUCAUUCUUAUCAUACAGUAGAAGAACAGAUGGGGAAAGUACAUCGUACGGUAAGUAUACUGGGAGGAGAUGUGGAUUUUCGUCAACAUUUACUUCAUCGUAUUGCUAUGCAAGAGCCACUUUAUAAACUUUCAUUAAAUGUGAAGAAACGUUCUCUACAAGGUUUACAAACACAUGUCACAUUUGUGGAUGUAUCCUAUGAUCCUCAUAUGCUAGAUACAACUAUGUUUACAAGAGAAAAGAAGGAGAUUUCAAGUAAUGAGAAUAAACAACAAAUGGAUAGUAAUAGUAGUAGGAAUAACAAUAAUGAUAAUCGUAUCGAAUGGAAAUUGUUAUUUAAACCUACAACACGUGAAUGUAAGCGACUUUACUUAAGAGAAGGUAAAUCAUAUGAAGAAAAUAGUUCCAAAUCUUCUUUUUACUUGGAAUCUGAAAAACGAAAUUCUAUGGAAGGUUUUUACGCUACCGGACGUCGACGAAAUAUAAAUGAUAUUUCUACUUCUAUAGAAUCUAUUUAUUAUUCCCCCUUAUCAGAUGUGAUAAGAGUUGAAAAGGAACUUAAUCCAAUAGCGGCCCCAUGUUUUUCACGAAAUGCCCAUCUUGGUGGUAUUUACUGUUCCGCUGCAACUAAAAGAGGAGGAACUUUAAUAACUGCAGGAGGUCGUGGAGAUGCGAUUUUAUGGUCAUUAGGUAAAGAAGGUGUAGAUUACGCCCAUCGUAUUCACACCGAAGUCUCUGUUAUGAGUACAUUUCUAUUUAGUAAUAUACUUCGAGAAGGUUUAAGUCCUCUUCUUUGUAUGGGAGGAACAGAUGGGGAAUGGCGUUUAUAUGAUGUCUCUAGUAAUAAUAUUCUCCUACAUCGAUCCUUUGAUGGUAGUUCAUUAACAUCCGCCGCUUCAUUGGAUGAUUCUACUAUUCUUAUCUCCAGUGCAUUAGGUGGUCUCUUUGCAAUAGACUAUAGAACUGGAAAAGAUGUUUGGCAUUCUGCCCUUCCAGCCUCAGUUGGUUCUCCAAGUGGUCUCUCACCAUUAUUUUAUGAUAAUAGAGCCUAUGGAGUAUCUGUUGUUACUCGUGGUGGUGGAGUGGCAUUAUUUGAUUUGCGUUUUCAAUUACUACUUCAACAGUAUCAACUAACACCUACAGUUUCUUCUCAGGCGAUGAAUUUGGUAGAAAACCCACACGCUAUACUCUGUGUAGCCCCAGAUAUUCCAUCUAAUAAUAAUACUAGUAAUACUAAUAGUAAUAGUAAUAAUAGUACAUUCGAUAAGAAUCAACAUCCUGGAUUACUAUUAGGAACACAGUCUGGAACGGUGUAUCGUAUGGAUCUCGCUACUGGAGAUUUCCACAUUGCACUUCAGCCGGCCACGAAAGGGAAAGCCAUUCGAUCACUAUUAGUGCAGCCCAAACAUGCCGUGGUAUUAACCGCUGGAGAUGAUAUGUGGAUUAGGAAAUGGAUCUUAACAACACCGGGGAAGUCCAGAACAUUGGUUUGUCCUCCCUAUACUUCACCAGGAUAUAUGGGAACCACACGUGGAUUCAUUGCGGAGGUACAAUCACAGAAACAAGAAGGGGGAAAUGUGGUUUCUUCUACUACUGCUGAAUUGUAUUCUACAGAUCUAUCUACCAUCAAUUCCUAUAAUAAUAAUAAUAAUAAUAAUAAUAAUAAUAAUAAUGUGGAUAACAACAACAACAGGGGAAGUUUUACAGUUGGUAGUAGUAAUAGUAAUAGUAGUAGUAUGUUGCCCCCGCGACACCACGAGGAUGCUAUUCUUACCAUGUGUGUUGCUUCUAAUGGAAAUGAGACGUAUUUGGCUUCUGGUUCUCGUGAUGGUACCUUAACAUUUUGGUUCAAUGGGGCGUGA